CUCUAUGAAAUGCUUAAAAUUGCGAUGAUGAUUGAAAUCUCUACUAUUCCACCAUAUCUUUACGCUUUAUACUCAAUAAAACCUGGAACAGAAAUUGGUGAUGAAGUGAGAGAUCAAAUUCGGCAUGUCGCUGCAGAGGAAAUGUUACAUCUGUCGCUUGUGGCGAAUCUUAUUACUGCUAUUGGUCGACAACCUAAAUUUUAUUCCCAAGAAAUGAUUCCUUUCUAUCCGAACCCUCUUCCGCAUAUAAAGCAAGGCUCACUUGUUAUCCAUCUUUCAAAAGCAAAUAAAACUACUCUCGAAACUUUUAUAAAUAUUGAAAAACCUGAUACUGAUCAAAUGACAAAUGUGAGAAUGGAUGAAGAUGAAUUUAAUGCUGAUAGCAUUGGUGAUCUUUAUGAUGCUAUUAAAACAAUCUUUAAAUCUCUUGAUAAACAACAUCGAAUUAAGUACAAUACGCUAUUUCAGCUUGGACCUGGAAUGGGUUACGCACCUAGUUCUGGUGAUAAAAAUUUUGAAGGAUUAAUUCUCGUCAAGGAUUGCGAUGAUGCUAUAAAAGCUAUUGAUUUGAUUAUUCAUCAGGGUGAAGGGGGUAAGUGCAUUGCUGUAAAAGUAAAUGCUACGAUCAAUGUAAAAAUUAGUGGUGGAAUCAAAGACAUCAAAGACGGAAGCAAAGUAAAAAUCCACGGAGCAAUCGAAGUAACAUCUGAAAAAAGACCUGAAGAAAAAAAAAACGGAACCAUAAAAGGAACGAUUGGAGUGAAAUCAUGUAAAGAUGGUAAAAUUAUUGGGGAAAUAUAUGGAAAAGUAUUAGGAGAAAUUAGAGGAAUUAUAAAGGGAACUGUCGUCGAUGAAGGAAUUGUAAUAAACGAUAACGAUAAAGUAUCUGUAAUUAACGGUGGAGUAAUUAAAAACGGAGAAAUCGAUGAUUCACAUUAUGCAGUAUUUAGUUAUUGUUUAAGUGAAAUUGAAAGUGCGUCUGAAUCAGACUAUCAACUUUGGCCUGUUGUUGACGAUCCAAACACUGUAAAUUACACCGACCCACUUAGUCAAGAAGUUGGAUCAUAUGCUAAUCCAAAUAUCGUCACUACUCUAAUCGCUUUUAACGCUGCCUAUUCUUAUCUUAUGCUCUUAUUACAAACCGUUUGGAGAACUGAUGGACAAAAGAAAAAAACGUUGAUAAUGGGAGGAAUGCCAGCACUUAUGCAUGGUGUUUUAAAACCUAUUGCAACAUUUCUUGCUAAAACACCUGUUUCUACUGAUAUGAAUGCAGGUGCCAGCUUUGGCUAUUAUGAAUUUGACAAAGCAUCUAGCCCAAAAGACCAACUAAAAAAGGCUAUUGAUGCAGCAUCUGAAGCUUUUUCAUAUAGUGAUGAAUUAAAAAAUGCAGUGACAGCAGUUGAUGCAUUGCCUGAUUUAUCCCAGGAGA
Molecule: messenger RNA, 1429 nt
Organism: Dentiscutata erythropus
Lineage: Eukaryota; Fungi; Glomeromycota; Glomeromycetes; Diversisporales; Gigasporaceae
Source: the annotation of a GenBank genome assembly